UAUUUUAUUUCAAAUUGUCAGACGACAAUGCCGAAAAUUUUCAUUGCGAGAUCCGAUAAACAGGAUUAAAGGGUGUUGAAAAUUUCAUUUUCAGCAAUAAAUAUGCAUUCUACUACCUUAAAAGGAAUUUUUCCCGAACCGAAGCCCAUUCACCGACGAAAUUUUAUUAAAGAAAACAUGAAGUCUAUUAAACACAUGCAAGGCAUUCUGCAGGACGUGGGAGUGAUACAACCCCGAAAACAGAAAUUUCCCGAAAAAUAUAAAAACGUGCCUCGAAUGAUAAAAUCUAGAGACAGUUCGAGCACCAGUAGUCAGGCACUGGUUAAACCAACUAAAACAGAACAAAAAGCAACCCAAUCGACAAAUCCUCAGAAUUCAGUCAAAUUAGUUAAAAGCAAAUUUGUCAGGAAAAAAUGUGAUGGAGAUGAAGGCAGAAUUUCUCAUAGGGCGAUGCAAACAGAGAGAGAGGAAGAUCUUCCUCACUUAUAUGAAACUGGUGUUAUAAAAUAUGCCAGCCCUGGAAUUCCUAAAUUUGAAGUAAAAAAUAAGAAACCUGAAUGUACCUUAAAACCACCACAAAGUGGCCAGGGUGAUCAAAAUGAUCAUAUGGAAGGUAAAUUAGCGCAAUUGGUUCUAGAAGACAAAGAUUUUAUCAAAGAUAACAAGCAAAAUAUAAAACCUAGACCAAUUAAGCAAAAUUCAACCAAAGUACCUUCACAGGCUCCAGCUUCUUAUAAAAGAGGUGAAUUGCCAAAAUAUUUGAAAGAUAAAAAACAAGAAACCGAAGAAGAACCAGAACCAGAAUGUCCCCCUGGACACAUUUUGCUCCCAGAAGAAGAAAGGAAAGAAACAUUAAGAGUUUUAAGGCAAAGUUAUGCUGCUAGGAUACAGGAGUUAAACAUGAUGCCUGUAAGAAAUGACACUCUCAAAAUGAGAAGAAGAAAAAUGGAUAUUGAAGAAGAGCUGAAACGAAUUGACGGUGGUAUAAAAGUGUUUCAGAGGCCAAAAGUGUUUGUCAAAAUUAAUGCCUGAAUAUCUAGGACACAGGAGAUAGUUUAAU
Molecule: messenger RNA, 1060 nt
Organism: Cylas formicarius (sweet potato weevil)
Lineage: Eukaryota; Metazoa; Arthropoda; Insecta; Coleoptera; Brentidae
Product: enkurin domain-containing protein 1
Exons: 4
Coding region: 103-1032 (309 amino acids)
Cellular component (GO): cytoplasmic microtubule
Source: RefSeq, a predicted model, not a curated record